AGGAAAGGAAAGAGAGAAGAUAAAGUGAUGCAUGGUAUGUGAUAAUAUAUAGUAUGUGUGUAACUAUUGACAUAUACAGGAGCACGUGGUUAAUCAUUCAUAAAUGUGUACAGUUUGUUGACUGGUCUAAUGGAUUAAUAGUUGAAUUAUUAAAAUUCAAUUAAUUUAAUAGUUAAAAUAUAUUACGAACACAUACAACUCGAUUAUUAUUUAAUUCGGUAACUAAAAAUUAGAAGUUAGGAGAGGUUAAUUGAUUACUGCAUCAUUCUUCUUACUGUGCUCGACGUUACUGGUUGGAUAAAGAUUAACGAUUAAACCAGGAAUAUAUCGCUUUAAUGGCACCAGGAAAACGGUUAUUUCGCAAUAAGAAAAGAAAAUUUGACGAACACAAAAGUCGGCCAAAACCAAAGAAGGGCAAAUUUGAAUAUAGAAAAGCCUCUUAUGUCAAAGAGCGUGAAGCAAAAAAUGAGGAGAUUGAGGCUCGCAGGCAAAUAGUGGAAGAAGAAAAAGCACGUCAACGACUUCAGGAAUCUGAUAGUUCCGAAGAAGAAGAAAUUGAUCCUGAAUUACUUUUUAUGUCUCGAUUUCCUGGCUAUGAAAAUUUACUGGAGAAAUUAAAGAAAUCAGUUGUGACCAGUUCGGAUAGUGAAAAUGAAGAAUGCACUAAACAGAAUAAAAAUGAAAAGGACAAAGAAAAAAAGAAGAAGAAAAGGAAGGAAAAGAACAUAAUUGAAAAGAAAAAAGUUGAUGAAGAAGAAAAUGAAGAAUCUGAAACUGAAGAAUCUUAUGAUCAUAGUAAAAAUAAAGAGAUUAUAGAUGACAUGAAGGAGGACGAUUAUGAAGAUGCUGAAACUGCUCAGGAAGAUGCUGGUCAUUUAAAAGAUCCAUUCUCUUUACAUCUUCGCAAUGACAUGGAUGAUGAACUAUAUAAAGUAGUCUCUGUAACGCCACAGAUUACAGAGGUUAUAACAUUGGAAUGGCCCACACUUGGAAAUUUAAUAUGUCAGAUUCCAAAACCUGUUGUUGAUUUGAAAGACAAGUCAAUAAAAGUCAAAAAGCUUCUAGAUGACGAAGAGAAACAAUACACUAAUUAUGGUAAGAUUCCAAAUUUAAUAGAAAAUAUUGAUUGGAAUAAAUUGCAUAUAAAAUCGCAAAUUCAGAAUAAUUUAAUUAAAGCCAAUUAUCAUAACAUAAAGGACACUUUAGAAAAAGAUUCUGUACCUUUAACACCUCUUCAAAGGGAAUUAUUUUCAGUGAUAAAUAAUUACCAAGAUUUGUAUUAUCCUGAAAGAACAUUUUCAAACGCUGAUCAGAUACGAUUUGUCUAUUGUUUGCAUGUAAUUAAUCAUGUACUGAAAACUCGGACAAAAAUACUACAUCAUAAUGCAAAGUUAGCCAAGUCUAAUUGUAGUGGAAUGGGAGAAAUUCCAGAUGAAUACAGAGAUCAGGGUUUAGUGAGACCCAAAGUGCUUAUAAUAGUGCCAUUUAAACAUUCUUGCUUAAAAAUAGUCGAAAUGUUUAUCUCUAUUUUAUUUGGAGAAGAUAAAGGUGGCUCUGUCAUCAAUAAGUUGCGAUUCAUGGAAGAUUUUACUGGAAACGAAUUAGCGAUACCUAAAAAGAAUCCUAAGCCAAAAGAUUAUGAGUCAACCCUACAAGGAAAUGUUGAUGAUAAGUUCAAGAUAGGUAUGGCGAUUACCAAGAAGACUCUUAAAUUGUAUACAAAUUUCUACUCUUCUGAUAUUAUAAUUGGUUCACCAUUGGGUCUCAGAAGGGUUAUAGGUGCAGAAGGAGAAACAUUAAGAGACUUCGAUUUUCUCUCAUCCAUAGAAUUGCUAAUCAUGGAUCAAAUUGACGUCGUUCUUAUGCAGAAUUGGGAUCAUCUGUACCAAGUAUUAGAUUACCUGCAUUUGCAACCUAAAAAAUCUCAUGACAUCGAUUAUUCUCGUCUCAGAAGUUGGUGCGUGAAUGGUUGGACUAAAUAUUACAGACAGACAUUGAUCUUUUCCAGUAUCGAGCUGCCACAUGUAAACACGCUAUUAAUAAGGAAAUGCUUCAACUAUGCAGGCAAAGUGAAGGUAGCAAAUCGAAUUGAACUGGGUUCAAUUCACAAAGUGACUGUCAAAAUUCCGCAAGUGUUCUACAGAUUUGAGGCAUCUGAUCUUAUUCAAGCUAUCGAUAAUAGGUUGGAAUUUUUUUUGAAAGAGGUGCUGCCGAGACACAUGGAUCCCAUAUAUAAUCACACUUUGAUCUAUAUUCCAUCGUAUUUCGAUUUUAUAUAUGUGCGGAAUCGCAUGAUGAAAGAGAAACUGAGUUUCGCCCAAAUCUGCGAGUAUACUGAGGACAGGAAAGUUGCCCGGGCAAGAGAUAUGUUCUUCCAUAGCGACGCACAUUUUUUACUUUACACAGAACGUUGGCACUUUUGGCGGAGAACGAGGAUAAAGGGUAUUCGCCAUCUUAUAUUUUAUCAAUUGCCCACUUAUCCACACUUUUAUAGCGAAAUGUGUAAUCUAAUGGACAGAUUGUAUCAGAAUCCGCGCGCUGGCACAGAGUUCAACAUGUCGGUGACCAUUAUUUAUAACAAAUUCGAUGCUAUAUCGCUUGCUCAAAUUGUAGGCCAGAAUAGAGCUUCCGAAAUGAUAACAUCUGAAUCUAAAAUACAUACCAUAAAAUGCUGAAGCUUUUUCUAGUUCAUGUAAAAUGACGGAAUAAUUACAAAUAAUUGCCUACUUAGUUACAUUGAAACAAUGUUAAUUUUAUAUAGCUAAACCAACGUUGUAAAUAAAAUAAAGCAAUCAUUUUCUGAAUAAAA
Molecule: messenger RNA, 2809 nt
Organism: Cataglyphis hispanica
Lineage: Eukaryota; Metazoa; Arthropoda; Insecta; Hymenoptera; Formicidae
Product: U3 small nucleolar RNA-associated protein 25 homolog
Exons: 2
Coding region: 336-2675 (779 amino acids)
Biological process (GO): maturation of SSU-rRNA from tricistronic rRNA transcript (SSU-rRNA, 5.8S rRNA, LSU-rRNA)
Cellular component (GO): nucleolus; small-subunit processome
Molecular function (GO): U3 snoRNA binding; rRNA binding
Source: RefSeq, a predicted model, not a curated record